Aspergillus pseudonomiae is the source of this 511-nucleotide messenger RNA. RefSeq lists its product as uncharacterized. The transcript has a single exon. Lineage: Eukaryota; Fungi; Ascomycota; Eurotiomycetes; Eurotiales; Aspergillaceae. The record is from RefSeq and is a predicted model, not a curated record. The coding region runs from base 120 to 386 and encodes 88 amino acids.
UGAUGUGGAGCGGGAAAUAUUAUGUAUAUAGAAUCUUACCACAACGAAGGCGAAACAGAGAAAUACGACAUAAUAAUAUAGAUAUUUAGAGCUUUGUACUUACAAAAGAUACACGGAGUAUGCAAGAGUCUAACGGGUCGAAACGGUGGACAUUGUCCCUUGCCAUCUGCCAAUGUCGAUCGGGAUGGGCCGGUGCAUCAGCAUGCAUGAGGGUGACGCCGAAAGGGAGAUCUGUAAACAUUCGAGUCCCGAUCGAUCUAGCAUUCCAAUGCCAAUUUGCACCUGAGGAAUUCCCCAGAAUGUUUCACCUUAUUUUUUUCCGUCUUAUCAAUUUGACAAGUUUCUGGGGAAUAUUUCGAUGCCUGGGAAUGUCGUCCAGAGAGUAACGGAGAGUCAACUUUGCGGUGAAAAACAAGACUAAACCGGAUUCGGCGACAUGUUUAGGUUAGUGUCGUUAGAUUUGGUUUAGUUCGGCAUCACUUCAACAUCUGAACCGUUGCGGUGUUGGCAC